Molecule: messenger RNA, 2526 nt
Organism: Anopheles nili
Lineage: Eukaryota; Metazoa; Arthropoda; Insecta; Diptera; Culicidae
Gene: nan
Product: transient receptor potential cation channel subfamily V member 5
Exons: 6
Coding region: 1-2526 (841 amino acids)
Biological process (GO): calcium ion import across plasma membrane
Cellular component (GO): membrane
Molecular function (GO): calcium channel activity; protein binding
Source: RefSeq, a predicted model, not a curated record
AUGGGAAAUACCGAGAGCAAUGUUACCAGUGGCGUUAAAAAGCAGGCUGGAGUGUCCACCCAGGCGCUGUAUAAGUUCGUGAAUCUAAAAGGUGGCGGUCUGCUCGUUGAUAUGAUGAAACGCGCGAUCCAGAACAAGCAGUACGCUGAGAUAGAUCACGCAAUCAAAACGAAGGUUGAGCCAUUCCUGUACAACAAGGGCAAAGGAAAGUACAUUCCAGUAUCGGUGUUGGUACUGUUACGAAACCGGGAACGUCCGCGUCAUAAACAGCUGCCUGAAAUUCGUGCGAUGGAAAAUCCCGAGGAAGACUUCGAUAUCGAUGCCGUCUGCCCUGAAGUAAGCGAAGCGGAAUACUAUCUAAAUCCAUCAGGCUACCGGGAAGUAUGCUGGAACAUAAAGGAACGAGGCGCUGUAGGGGAAACGAUUCUACAUCUCUGCUUGCUCAACGCGACGUCCUUGCAUGCGGACUUGGCAAAACGUUUGUUGCGCUUCUAUCCCAAGCUCAUUAACGAUGUGUACAUGUGCGAUGAAUACUACGGAGAAAGCGUACUUCACCUAGCAAUUGUGAAUGAAGAUCCGGCAAUGGUAAAAUACCUGCUCGAUCAUAAUUCCGACGUGAAUGAGCGUUGCUGUGGAACGUUCAUGUGUCCCGAAGAUCAGAAGGCAUCUCGGUAUGAUAUAGUUGAGACAGAAGUUGUUCAGAUGGUCCAAAUGACAAACUAUGACGGAUACGUUUACUGGGGUGAAUAUCCACUUACUUUUGCCGCCUGUCUCGGGCAGGAGGAGUGUUAUCGUUUGGUGUUAGCUCGCGGAGCUGAUCCAGAUAAUAAGGACUUCAACGGGAACACCGUACUGCAUAUGCUCGUGAUCUACGAGAAGAUCUCAACGUUCGACAUGGGCUACGAGGUUGGUUCGUCGCUAAGUAUUCGUAAUCACCAGAAUUUAACGCCUUUAACGCUGGCAGCUAAACUUGGUCGCGUGGAAAUGUUUUUCCAUAUAAUGAAUAUCGAGCGCGAGAUCUACUGGCAACUGGGCAGCAUUACCUGUGCAGCUUAUCCGUUGGUUUUGAUCGAUACAAUAGACGUGGAGACGGGCAACAUCAGCAAGGAUUCUGCUCUAAAUUUGGUGGUGUUCGGUGAUAAGGACGAGCAUUUGGACUUGCUAGAUGGAGUGUUAAUCGACCUGUUAAAGACAAAAUGGAACACAUUUGUGAAGGAUAAGUUCUAUCGACAGUUUUUCAUGUUCUUUUGUUACUUUUGUGUGUCACUGGUAAGUUUUACACUACGCAACGGCCCUCCUCCUGCCGAUGAAGAGGAUGAAGAUGCACAAAACGGUAGCAAUAAAACAUCCUCUACCAAAGAAGAGCUGCGCCAGCAGUUGUGGAAUGUUUCAAUGUUGAAAAAUAUCAUACCGUCACUGAAUAGUAGCGUUACGGAUGAAAUUCGACUCGGAAUCGAUGCCUUCGGAGGAAAGUUAACGGAUCUAGAGGAGCAACACAAUGGAAGUACUUCAGAUUCGGCCGAGGAUGAUCCAUCUGCGAUCGAUGACGGAUUGUUCUUUAACUCCAAGUGCCACACGAUGGAUUAUGAUGGAUUGGAAGGAAAGGUUCGGCUGAUAUCGGAGAUGAUCAUACUGGUUGGAUCGUUCCUGUAUCUCCUCGCGGCCCUGAGGGAACUAAAAUUUCUUGGGCGAAAAAUGUUCUUUGAGAACCUUAUGACUGCACCAUCUCGAGUAAUGUUUCUGUUCUCCUGCUGCAUAAUGAUGGUGAUACCGUUUUUAAAAGUUCUUUGUUUUACGGAGCUAGAGGAUCAUGUAGCCGUAGCAAUAAUGCUCACUACGGCUCCUUAUUUUUUAUUCUUUUGUCGAGGAUUCAAGACGGUGGGUCCAUUCGUGGUGAUGAUUUACCGCAUGGUGAUGGGAGAUUUAUUGCGUUUCGUCGUGAUCUAUCUAGUGUUUGUGAUGGGUUUCUCGCAGGCGUACUAUAUCGUGUUUCUGUCAUACAAACCGGAGGAGGAAGGUGACGCCAAUCCGAUGCCUUCACCAAUAGAAUCAAUAGUAGCGAUGUUUUUGAUGUCUUUGACGAAUUUUGGAGAUUAUUACGGGGCGCUCGAGAAUACGGACCACGAAGCUUGUGCUAAAAUCCUCUUCGUGCUGUUUAUGGUGAUCGUAGCUGUGCUUUUGGUGAACAUGUUGAUUGCCAUGAUGGGUAACACUUACCAGAAGAUUGCAGAGACUAAAAAUGAAUGGCAGAGACAAUGGGCUCGGAUUGUGCUGGUGGUGGAGCGUGGCGUUCCACCGAAAGAGCGCUUGAAAAACUUGAUGUCGUACAGUCAACCUAUGUCAGACGGCCGAAGAGCACUAGUGUUGAGGCUAAACAUGACAGACGAAGACAAAGAAGAGAUGAAGGAAAUACUGGAAAUGAAGCGUGUACACGACCGUCUGUCGACUAAGCGCCAGGUCGAGAGAGAUGCACGUGCGGAACAAAGACGAUUGUUACGUGAAAAGUAUCUCAACAUGUCGUCGUGA